This is a messenger RNA of Eutrema salsugineum, 1284 nucleotides long. RefSeq lists its product as uncharacterized. Gene Ontology annotation, molecular function: zinc ion binding. Lineage: Eukaryota; Viridiplantae; Streptophyta; Magnoliopsida; Brassicales; Brassicaceae. The record is from RefSeq and is a predicted model, not a curated record. Bases 1 to 1284 code for a protein of 427 amino acids. The transcript has 6 exons.
AUGGGGAAUGACGAAGGUGUUAAUCUAUCUCGUGAGAAUGAGGAAAACGGUGGAGAUCAAGAUGACAUAAGUCAAACAUAUCGAAUGCUUGAUAUUGUUGAUCCUCCAGACUGUGUAGAAGAACAACGUAUUCAAUGUGAAUGGGUAGACAGUUUGAAACUGAGAGUUGGUGCAGAGUUUAGCUCUGAAACUGGAUGUAACUGGUAUAUAAAUGCCGCUAAGACAGCUCAGUCACAUAUUUUCACGGUUAGAGUAUAUAGGAAAAUGCAUUCUUGCUCUCGGGCUUCUGCGUGUACUAGCAGCAAACGAAGGAAAGGCACACCUGGGUUAGUUGCAGGCGUUGUUAGUAAAACUUACCCAGGUCGAUUAAAACCACCACCUCCUAGAGAUAUCAUGGCUUUGGUUCAAACUAGAGGUCGUGUGGAGCUAUCAUACUCUAUGUUUAAUCAUGGAACGACAUCAAGUGUUGAACUGGAUGAGUUAGGAAGAUUCAAGUACCUAUUCGUCGCUCUGGGUCCUACCAUUGAAGGAAUGGAUUUGGUGGAUGCCUUGUAUUUGCAACAGCUCAGGAUCCGAAUCACCACCAUUAACCCCUUUCUUUUGGGGAAUGUAAGCCUGAUCAAUGCAAUAAGGGAUGUGUACCCGCAAGCUAAGCAUGGUUAUUGCAUUUAUCAUUUGGCCCAGAAUGUGAAAAAGAACGUUCGGAGAGAGAAAGAGUUAGUUGUAGGCAAGUUCAUGGAAGUUGCGAGAAAGUAUACAGAGGCUGAGUUUCUUGUGGCUUAUGGUCAACUGGGAGAAAGGUGCUAUUUUCCGGGAGAAAGGUACAACAUCGACACUAGUAACAGUGUAGAGUCUAUGAACAGCGUGUUUGAUGAUGCGAGGAAGUAUGCUUUAUUACCUAUGAUGGAUGCCAUCUUGUCAAAGGUAACUGAGCUGAACUCGUUUCUGCUUGAAUACGCUGUGGUCAGUGGAGAUGGGAAGACUUAUCUGGUGAACUUGAAAACCAAAUCUUGUUCAUGCAGAUGUUUUGAUAUAGACAAAUAUCCUUGCGUCCAUGCACUUGCUGUAGUGAGAAUUUUUAUGGACAGGGAAGAUAGAAGUGAAGACAUCUACUCGUAUGAUUUGUGCUUGAAGUAUUAUACUACUAAAUUGUGGGCACUUGCAUAUGCCAGGACGGUAUACCCUGUUACUCAUCGUUCACAAUGGGUAAUUCCAGAUGAUAUCAAAAAGAAGACUGCCCCAAAACCACCUGAGGUCCCGAAAAAAGCUGGAAGAAGACAAUAG